AUGUCCACUGCUUAUAUACUACUUAAAGAUGAUGCAUACGGUCAAGAUUUGUACAUGUUAAAUAGAUGUUUAGAUGAUAUUGAAUGGUUUGAAAAGAAUUUUAGAAGAAGUUUUAAAUCUUCACCAGAAGAACUUGACAAUAAACAUACUAUAAAUGUAAAACAAAUUAAUGAUGAACCACCAGAUUCUACUAUAGUAAUUGAUUCUUUACAAAAAGUUAAAUAUGCAUUAAAUAUUAUUGAAAAAAUUCGUAAAUCAGUACCAUAUAUAUCAAAAGAAAUUUUUAUUUAUUUAAUAAGAAUUGUUCGUAAAGUUCAUACAGUAGCAAGAUCAAAACAAAUUACUAAUUACAAUUCUAAUAUUGUAGUUGAUGUAAUUGAACCAUUAUUGAAUGAAAAUACUAUUACAUCAAUAUUUAAAUUAUUAUCAAUUAAAACUAAAGAAUUAUGGUUAGAACUUGGACCUGCAUGGAAUACACCAAGUUCAAAGUGGCCCAAUCCAUUGAACAUUUAUAUGCCAAUAUUUUAUCAUCCAUUGAAAAAAAGAUCUAGACAUAGAUCAAAUGAAGUGAUUAGUCGAAAUCCAGUAUUUAAUUCACGAAUAGUUCUGAAAGGAGCAUCAGAAAUCAAUGAUGAAUAUGAACCACAUUUUCAUGGAGAACCAGACACCACCCAGACUUUCACGUGACAACCCCAACACUACCGCUCAACCCCGUUUAACAGGAGAGCAGAUCACCGCCCAGGCUUACAUUUUGUAACCCGAGCAGUACAGCGAAAUCCCGCUUCACAGGAGAACCAGACACCAUAUAGGCUUUAACGCUUCAGUCUGAAUAAUACAGCUUAAUCCUGUGGAGCAAUUACACAGGUACCAAGCACCUUGGUGGGCCAUUCGCACCAUUCAUAUACACAUUCACGUCACAUGUAUAGAUAUUCCGAUCAAUGAUCGCGUGAAUCAAUUAUACUCAGCACGAACAGGCCAAAGUUGAUCUAUUCCGCUUACACGACAGUCAAACUCAUUAAUGUUAGCAAUGGUCACAUGCCUUAUAAUAUUCCAAUGACAAUGGCCCUUGAAAACACUGAAAAGCGACCAUCAGUAUGAAUGAAAUCGGUUAACCAGCAAACUAAUUUUAUGCAUAAACGGUCAGCAAAACUUGCUAAAGCAAUGCCGAACUAUCCACAAUACCAAUGGCGAACCUCCAGUCUCAUAUGAGACAUUCAGCUCUACAUAACCAUACAUAUAUAAUGUUUUUGUUAAAUAAUUGAACAUACGUGAAAGAUAUGUUACAGCCCAUAAAAAAACUUCAAUAGGUAGUUGAAGUUGAUCGGAUAUUGAUAAUUGACAAUGGAAGGUUCAGUGUUAUUGUUGACUAACAUAACACGAUGGAAGAUGUAUUUUUGGCUCAUGGUUAUUCAUAGAAACGAAUUUUAAAUAGUCAGCAUCAUUUUUUCUUUAGAUUUCAAACAUUAACCUUUAGUAAUUAAUUACUCCUUUUUAAUAAAGAAUUAUUUAAUAUUUCAAUAGAUUAAAAGUAUAAUUGACUUACAUAUAAUAGAUGUUGUACAUUUUAUUCACAUACAAAUUGUAAUAUUCAAUUGUUCAAGGUUAAAUAAACAAAUGAUUUAUAUUUUAUUUUUUUUUUUUUUACAUCCAUCAAAUUACUUUCUAUAUCAUUUUCCACAAAGACUGUAAAUUAACCGUGGGAAGAUCGAUACCUUGUAAUUUAUGUUCUGAAUGAUAAAGUAUUAAAUUAAACAACUUAAUUACUAAAGUGUAGAUUUUCAUCAUUAUCAUCAUCAUUAGCAGCAGCAGCAGCACCAUUAUCAAACAGAAUAUCUUUUAUACUAUGUAACUAUCAUUACAGCAUUAUUACAAAAUACAAUCUUAUUAGAAUGGUACUUAUAAUUGACAAAAAUGAAUUAUUCUUAUGUGUGAAUUAAUUGAACUUUUGUUUAAUUCUAUUUAUUCAAUUGGAUUAAUUUUUACAGUUUAUCUGACAAUUUAAUAAAUAAAAAAGUGAAAACCGUAGGGUGAGACUAUAAUUUAUGGACGAAGCAAUUAGGUAUAAAAUAACAAGCCUUAGAUUUUGGCGCGAAAUUCAUUCAAACAUUUGGCUAAAU
Messenger RNA from Schistosoma spindalis, 2117 nucleotides. Lineage: Eukaryota; Metazoa; Platyhelminthes; Trematoda; Strigeidida; Schistosomatidae. The record is from the annotation of a GenBank genome assembly.